GUGGAUUACCUAUAAAUCAAAGGUCUCCGUCCUCCAUUGGUCUCACUUUUUUUGCAGGAGAAAGUACAAAGAAGAAGAUCAAGAAGUUUAUAAUUAAGGAUUUCCACCAUGGCCUCAGACCAGCUUAAGGUCCUGGACGUGCUGGACAAAGCCAAGACUCAGCUUUACCACUUCACUGCAGUGGUGAUCGCCGGCAUGGGGUUCUUCACCGAUUCCUACGAUCUUUUCUCUAUUUCCCUCGUCACGAAGCUUCUCGGUCGCAUAUAUUAUCACGUCGAGGGAUCGUCCAAGCCCGGUAGUCUGCCGCCUAACGUAGCCGCAGCGGUUAAUGGAGUCGCUUUCUGCGGAACACUAACGGGACAGCUUUUCUUUGGGUGGCUCGGCGACAAGUUGGGUCGGAAGCGCGUCUAUGGCAUCACUCUCAUGCUUAUGGUUUUCUGCUCCAUCGGUUCCGGGCUUUCCUUUGGGAGCACACCAAACUCGGUUAUGGCGACUCUGUGUUUUUUCAGGUUCUGGCUAGGGUUUGGCAUUGGCGGAGAUUACCCACUGUCUGCAACUAUCAUGGCGGAGUAUGCUAACAAGAAAACUCGGGGGGCUUUUAUUGCUGCAGUUUUCGCCAUGCAAGGGUUUGGCAUUCUGUGUGGCGGCGCUGUGGCUAUAGUUGUCUCCUCCAUCUUUCAGGCUCUCUUCCCUGCCAGGGCUUACUCCGAGGAUCCAACUGGAUCCACCGUCCCUCAGGCAGACUGUGUAUGGCGGAUCAUUCUCAUGUUCGGUGCAGUUCCUGCUGCAAUGACUUAUUAUUGGCGCAUGAAAAUGCCGGAAACCCCUCGAUACACUGCCUUAGUUGCCAAGAAUCAACAGAAAGCUCGCGAAGACAUGUCAAAGGUUUUGAAAAUCGAUAUUGAAUCAGGGAAGGAGGCCGUGGUCAAAGAGGAGGUCAAAGUGGUUGAAAAAAGAAACUCUUUCGGGUUGUUCUCUUCAGAAUUUCUCUCUCGGCAUGGGCUGCACUUGUUGGGGACGACAACAACGUGGUUCUUGCUAGACAUUGCUUAUUAUAGCCAGAAUCUUUUCCAGAAAGACAUCUUUAGUGCAGUUGGUUGGAUCCCUAAGCCAAAAACCAUGAGCGCCCUUGAGGAGCUCUACAAGAUUGCAAGGGCUCAAACCCUGAUUGCUCUGUGUGGCACAGUUCCGGGGUACUGGGCAACGGUCCUCCUCAUCGACUAUAUUGGAAGGUUUUCCAUUCAGAUAAUAGGGUUUUUCUUCAUGUCAGUUUUCAUGUUUGCUCUCGCAAUUCCUUACCACCACUGGACAGAAAAAUCCAACCACAUAGGCUUCGUUGUCAUGUAUGCCCUAACCUUCUUCUUCGCCAAUUUCGGGCCAAAUAGCACUACAUUCAUUGUGCCGGCGGAGAUUUUCCCGGCAAGGCUUCGGUCAACAUGCCAUGGUAUUUCGGCAGCUGCAGGGAAAGCAGGUGCAAUAGUGGGAUCUUUUGGGUUCUUGUAUGCGUCACAAAACCAGGACCAGUCAAAGGCUGAUCCGGGAUACCCAGCUGGAAUUGGAAUGAGAAAUUCUCUCCUUGUGCUCGCAGUGGUCAAUGUGGUCGGGUUCUUCUUCACAUUUUUGGUGCCGGAGUCCAAGGGCAAAUCUCUAGAGGAAAUCUCGAGAGAGGAUGAAGGAGAUGAUCAAGAGCAAUCAAACAGGAACGUGGUUGAAACGGCUUAAUUAAUUAGUCUUACUGUAGAGUCGCUUUUUUCCUUUUGCUUAUCUCUAGUACUACAAUAAUUUGGUUUGAUUUUCUGCCCUCUCAUGUUUAUCUGUCUGUAACUUCGAGUACUCGAUUUUUGUUAGUUCAUUUUUGUUUCUAGCUA
This is a messenger RNA of Carya illinoinensis, 1868 nucleotides long. RefSeq names its product low affinity inorganic phosphate transporter 1-like. The transcript has a single exon. The record is from RefSeq and is a predicted model, not a curated record. Gene Ontology annotation, cellular component: membrane. Gene Ontology annotation, molecular function: phosphate transmembrane transporter activity. Gene Ontology annotation, biological process: transmembrane transport; phosphate ion transport. Bases 109 to 1722 code for a protein of 537 amino acids. NCBI's taxonomy places the organism in Eukaryota, Viridiplantae, Streptophyta, Magnoliopsida, Fagales, Juglandaceae.